This is a messenger RNA of Caenorhabditis elegans, 1330 nucleotides long. RefSeq names its product G-protein coupled receptors family 1 profile domain-containing protein (gene dmsr-3). Lineage: Eukaryota; Metazoa; Nematoda; Chromadorea; Rhabditida; Rhabditidae. Gene Ontology annotation, biological process: G protein-coupled receptor signaling pathway; signal transduction. Gene Ontology annotation, cellular component: membrane. The transcript is spliced from 8 exons. The coding region runs from base 79 to 1209 and encodes 376 amino acids. The record is from RefSeq and is marked reviewed. Gene Ontology annotation, molecular function: G protein-coupled receptor activity; G protein-coupled peptide receptor activity.
AAUUCUGCAUCCCAACUCCUUCCAGACAAAAAUUGUGUGCCAAAGUGGCGGUUUCAAGGAGUUCGACAGCUCAUGAGAAUGAGCAGCAAUCUAACCGACACGACGACAACGGUAUUCGAGACGUUUCUCCUCGAAUAUGGGAGGAUAAUUCACCCGCCGAUGGUCCUACUUUUAUGUAUUUCCGGGGCUCUCGGGCAUAUGCUCACAAUCACAACACUCUCAUCAAUGCUGAACCCAACGAAUAUGUUCUUGAUUUCUAUGAGCUGCAGUCAACUGGCCUUAUGCAUCAAUUUUCUCUACUCAACAUUCUUCAAAUUCAUGUCAGAUCAGCUGUGUCAGCCGUUCUUCUUCUCCUAUUACCUAGCCACUACUAUGCAUUUUUCCGUCACAGUUUCGGUACUCGUGCAUAUGUCAGCGGUAUUCCACGUAGUUGCUCUUUCGUUAAUACGAUUCUUUUCGCUUGCACAGCUCUCUAGCGUCAAUUCGAAUGUGCAAUGGUUUACGUGGCAGAAAUCCCGCGUGGCAAUCAUAAUGAUCUACGUGAGCGUGAUCUUCCUGUGCAUCCCACUACACUUCACAUCACAAGUGACCGAGGUCUCCGAAAACGAGGGAUGUGCUGAGCGAUAUCCUGCUCUCAGGAAUAAAGUGGCCUACCAGUUGAGCUACACGCAAAGCAUUUGGCUCAGGAAUUUGAAUUUUUGGCUCUUCUACCUGGUUGCCAAGGUGGUUCCAUCGAUAAUCCUGUGCAUAAUGACCUGCCUAAUUUUGGACCAGCUCAAGAAGAUUCAAGUUUUAAGCGCGCGCUUUUCGUCAGUGGAGCGCGAUAAGCAACACUCGAGAACGACAAAUAUGAUACUUGCGAUAAUGAUUCUCUUCAUUAUUGUCGAGCUUCCACAGGGUGUGCUCGCCGUGCUCUCCACCGUCACCAGUGUUAAGCUGAUCUAUGAGCUCGGUGAUUUGACGGAGCUCUUCACAUUGCUCACUUCUAUCAUUAUUUUCACACUCUUGUGCUCGAUGAAUGGAAAGAUUCGAUCAGCAUUCAAAGAGUUGUCGUGUGUUCGAUCGAUUGGCAGGAUCUUUGCGACAAUGUGUCCGCCGCCGAGCCCGGUCGCUGCGAGCAUCUCUGGACACGAUGCUCUUCUGGAGCACAACACGAUUAUCAUCACCAAUUGUCAUAUUGACAAAUCGGAGAAUUAUGCGGUUCUUUGAGAGACGAGACGGGUACCUGACGUCAUGCCAAUUUGAACAAAAAUGCCAAGAAACUUAGCCAAAACUUUUUAUUUUUUCCUGUUUUUAUGUAUAAAGUAUUUGAAUAAAUGAACAAUUUUUC